UAUUCCCUCCCCGCCGCGCCUCGCUAGCGGCGGCGGUGGCAGUGGCGGCGGCGGCGGCGGUGGCUCUCGGAGCCGGCGCGUGUCCAGCCCUCGCGGCGGGACCCGGGUCCUGACAAGCCCUGCCUGGGCCCAAGCGUGCGGAGAAUGGAAACGCGGGCUCAGCCAUGUCUCUGGGCCGCCUCCUUCGUCGGGCCUCCUCCAAGGCCUCGGACCUCCUGACCCUCACCACGGGGGGCAGUGGCGGGUCCCUCUCCGUCCUGGAUGGAGAGGUCAUCUACUCCAAGAACAAUGUCUGCGUGCACGCACCCGAGGGGCUGCAGGGCCCUGGGGAGCACCACCCAGGGUACCUGUGCCUGUACAUGGAGAAAGAUGAGCUGCUGGGAGCGACCCUUAUCCUGGCAUGGGUCCCCAACUCUCGCAUCCAGAGGCAGGACGAGGAGGCCCUACGCUAUAUCACCCCCGAGAGCUCUCCUGUGCGCAAGGUACCCCGUCCUCGGCGGCGGCGCACCACAAGCCUGGGAGCCCCCUACCAACCCUCUCCCACAGAGCCAAAGCCUCCCCUGAUUCCCAAAGACGAGGACAUCCUGGUGGUGGUCCAGAACACACAGGAUACUGUGCACAUCAGCCCUACAGAUGAAGAUGGGGAGAAGCUGGCCCAGGGCCCAGAGGUGGAUGGGCCCCUCCCCAGCUCACAGCCUGUGCACAGUGACUCCGGGAUCCUGUCUACAGUCAGCUCCCAGGAUGGGACGGAGGAUGGCCGGGAGUCUCGACCCGAGGCUGUGGAGGAAGAGGGCUCCUUGGAGUUGUCGGCGGACGGCGUGAGCAGAGAUAGCUCGUUUGACUCAGACUCGGACGCCUUCUCCUCGCCCUUCUGCCUCUCGCCCAUCAGUGCGGCCCUUGCGGAGGGGAACAGCUCUGCGUUCCUGGAGAGCGAGGGCAGCUCCCCCUCCAGCUCUGAUGCCAACCUGCGGUUCCCUGACAGCAAUGGCCUCCUGCAGACGCCUCGCUGGGAUGAGCCACAGCGGGGAUGUGCUCUGGAGCAGAUCUGUGGUGUGUUCCGAGUGGACCUGGGCCACAUGCGCUCCCUGCGGCUCUUCUUCAGCGACGAGGCUUGCACGAGUGGCCAGCUGGUGGUGGCCAGCCGAGAGAGUCAAUACAAGAUUUUUCACUUUCACCACGGCGGCCUGGACAAGCUCUCCGAGGUGUUCCAGCAAUGGAAAUUUUGCACGGAGACACACCUCAGGGACCAGCAGGUCACGGAUGAGAGGACAUGUAUGCAGUUCUCCAUCCGAAGGCCCAAGCUGCCGUCCUCUGAAAUCCACCCAGAGGAGAGCCUGUACCGGAGGCUGGAUGUGUCUGCCUGGCUCAACCACCUGAAUGACCUGGGCCAGGUGGAGGAGGAGUACAAGCUACGCCAGGCCAUUUUCUUUGGUGGCAUUGAUGUGUCGAUCCGUGGGGAGGUCUGGCCUUUCCUGCUGCACUAUUAUAGCCACGAGUCCACGUCGGAGGAACGCGAGGCACUUCGGGCGCAGAAGCGAAAGGAAUAUGCAGCCAUCCAGCAAAAGAGGCUCUCCAUGACUCCCGAGGAGCACAGAGCCUUCUGGCGUAAUGUGCAGUUCACUGUGGACAAAGACGUGGUUCGGACAGAUAGGAACAACCAGUUCUUCCGAGGGGAGGACAAUCCAAAUGUGGAGAGCAUGAGGAGGAUCCUACUGAACUAUGCUGUGUACAACCCGGCCAUCGGCUACUCACAGGGCAUGUCGGAUCUGGUGGCGCCUAUCCUGGCUGAGGUCUUGGAUGAAUCGGACACCUUCUGGUGCUUCGUGGGUUUGAUGCAGAACACCAUCUUUGUCAGCUCUCCCAGGGAUGAGGACAUGGAGAGACAGCUGCUGUACCUGCGGGAACUGCUGCGGCUGACACACCAACGCUUCUACCAACACCUGGUGUCCCUGGGUGAGGACGGCCUCCAGAUGCUCUUCUGCCACCGAUGGCUCCUGCUCUGCUUCAAGCGAGAGUUUCCUGAGGCCGAGGCCCUGCGCAUCUGGGAGGCCUGCUGGGCCCACUACCAGACGGACUACUUCCACCUGUUCGUCUGUGUGGCCAUCGUCGCCGUCUACGGGGAUGAUGUCAUCGAGCAGCAGCUGGCCACGGAUCAGAUGCUCCUGCACUUCGGGAACCUGGCCAUGCACAUGAACGGAGAGCUGGUGCUCAGGAAGGCCAGGAGUCUCCUGUACCAGUUCCGCCUUCUACCACGGAUACCCUGCAGCCUCCAUGACCUGUGUAAGCUGUGUGGGACAGGCAUGUGGGACAGUGGGUACAUGCCAGCUGUGGAGUGUGCCGGCCACCACCCGGGCUCAGAGAGCUGUCCCUAUGGGGGCACAGUGGAGUUGUCAUCCCCCAAGCCCCCAAGAGAAGGCAAGAAAGGCCCAAAGGCACCACGGGAGGUCUUUGGUUUCCGAAGAUAGGAAAGCCCUUGCCCUUGACCAUGGACGAGGGGAUCACCAUGAGGUCCUGGGGGGGGGGCAGACAGACAUGGAGAGGACACAAGGAAAAACCUCUGGCCAGGGUGAAGGGAACCUUGUCAUGAUGACAAAAUCGGGCUUUAGAACUGACAGCAGGCAUCAGCUGUCCCGAGAGUUCAGCUCCUGAAAGGCUAGCCCAGGGUGUCUGGCUAUCCACUGGAAUGCAGGCUGCUGGCUGGCUGGGGGGUUCCAGCAGAGGCCAGGAGUCUCUCCGCAAGCCGUGGGCAAGGCAGGGUCUAGAAAAGGCCUCGUGCUCGCACCCGUGCCAAGGGACAGAGAGGAGCAGGAUUGUUGUCUGAGUGAGCCAAGCACACUUGAGAAGCUUUCUGGUCACAGCUGCAAGACUGGCAUGAAGAUGGCUGUCCAAAAGAGAAAGAAAA
Messenger RNA from Mus pahari (shrew mouse), 2902 nucleotides. It is a transcript of the gene Tbc1d16, whose product is annotated as TBC1 domain family member 16. The coding region runs from base 165 to 2465 and encodes 766 amino acids. Gene Ontology annotation, cellular component: early endosome. The record is from RefSeq and is a predicted model, not a curated record. Gene Ontology annotation, biological process: activation of GTPase activity. The transcript has 12 exons. Gene Ontology annotation, molecular function: GTPase activator activity. NCBI's taxonomy places the organism in Eukaryota, Metazoa, Chordata, Mammalia, Rodentia, Muridae.